Crotalus tigris (Tiger rattlesnake) is the source of this 1529-nucleotide messenger RNA. RefSeq names its product transmembrane protein 100-like. The record is from RefSeq and is a predicted model, not a curated record. The transcript has a single exon. Bases 268 to 639 code for a protein of 123 amino acids. Gene Ontology annotation, biological process: cellular response to BMP stimulus. NCBI's taxonomy places the organism in Eukaryota, Metazoa, Chordata, Lepidosauria, Squamata, Viperidae.
UGCCUGCCAAUCCCAGCCAUUGGCUGCUACAGCAAAAGAAUCAGUGGGAGCCAACGCUGGUGCAGAAAGCCAGAAGCCUUCACCAGCCAGAAGCAGCCAGACCAAGAGAGAGAGACAGAGAGAGACAGAGACAGAGAGAGACAGAGAGAACGCAACCCAGAAGGAACAAAGGAGAGGACUUUUCUUGUGGUUCUCCACUCUCAGAGUUCUGGAUCUUCGUCCCCCCAGGGAGUUGGGGUGGGCAUCUUCCAACAGGCACCUGCCAGAAUGAUGAACUGUAAGUCCAACUCGCUGACUUGCCUCCAAGGAGGAAAAUCAGAGCUGCCCAUAGCUGCCACCACAGACUCCACCGCCACCUUGAACAAGCUAGCCCUGGCCACAGGGGGCACCGAGAAGUCGUGGUACCGUUGCAUCUUCCCCUUUGGCAUCGUUGCCUUGGUGAUCGGCAUUGCCGCCACCUGCAUCACUUUCAGCAUCAAUGGGCCCCAGAUGGACAUUGCCAAGGUGGUCUCGGUGGCCACCUUGAUCUUUGGAGUCGGCCUGCUGGUGGCUGCCUUGGUCUGCUGGCGAGCCAAACGGGAGCGUCAACGGAAGAAGCAGCAAGAAGAACCCCUUCCCUUAGAACCAGGGGGUCUCUGAAGCCCACCUUGAGGCCAAGCCCCCAGGUACCAACUUUUGCUGUAGAGAACCCUAUCUUUUUCAUGUCAUCCAUGGCAGAUGUUGGGAAAGAAGCUGUGGAGACACACGUCCCGUGUCUUGGAGAUGGAGAAGCAUAGAACCCAGCCAGCCAGGAGCCCAUGGAGCUCCCUUCACUCAGCGUCAUGAGUGGUAUGAUGGACGAGUUAAGGUGGCCAGCUCAGGCCAAGAGGAAGGGAGAACCAGUCCCUGCAGGUGAGUGGCCAGGAUGGGCAUCCAGCUGACCAUACUUCAGCCUUUUCCCCCCCAGGAAGAUGGUUUGAUCUCAGCCAAUGGGGCUGCAGACAAAACACCCCAAGGACGAACUUCAGGAAGAGAGUAACGAAACCCAGAGUCCUUUCCUUGAGGAUAAUGACAAUUGCUUUCCAGCUAUGCCCACCUCUGUCUGAGUGCGAAAACAAAAACAAAAAUAUCCUUUCGGAAAAAAAGGAAAAAAACUGAAACUUCAAUCCCAGGGCAUGGAGCUGGAGGUCGCAAGAAGUUCCACGUGGCUUCUAAGUGAGAAUGGCGCUUCUGCCUUUGGUUACCUGCCCUCCAGUGACUGUGGAUGAGGAAAGAGACCAGGAUUCCACUUGGGCUGCAACAGCCACCCUCGUUUCCCGUGGUGGGAAACCAGGUUGAAAGUUACUGCACAGCUUUUAGGAACAAACAAGGAUUCCCUUCGGCUGCCCACAUCUUUAGCAAGUUAGGCGGAGAAUCUGCUUUGUUCUCGAACGGGAGAAGAGGACGAUGCGCCGAGACGCCCACCGCAGGUUGCAAGACCUCAUGAAAACGCUGAGCCCUCGCAACUGCCACUGCUACUUGCAAAGUGGUACAGCUUCUGACUUUGGGGA